ACUCUGGAAAGUAUGCGCAGUAUCCUUCAACACCUUCAACUGUAUAUGACGGGGGAAAUGUAGAAAUAUAUAAGAUUAAUUGGUACUAGAAGAAAUUUCAAAUGGUUACCCAGUUGGCCAGAAGUUCAUUGGGACCCAUUAGGUAUACACCAUGUAAGAAUGUAAUAGCUAAUCCUUACCAUGUAAUUAACCAAUAUAUAUUUUGUCUUGAAAGGUGUUAUGAGAUUUCCAUUGUAUACAUACAGGACUUUUGUUGUAAAUACUCCUCUCGGAAAGUCUUGAACAAUUCCGAACCAUGCUCAGCCUCUCACAGCCACAGGAACCUAUGACACUUGACGCACGGCGAAGUCUCUUGGUUGCCCACUACCGAAAGAGAAUAAUGAGAUCCAACAGAAAUUAUGCCCAUACUAAUUCCCAUGAUUUCAUUAAUACAAGCAUGUGAUUUUGAUCCUGACUUCAGAUACUAACUUCAAAUCUUGGAUGAUCGUUUACUACCACCUCUCGGCUACACACUCUUCAUUUCAUACAAGCUUUAUCUAUAAAGAUAUUAUUCUCCUCAAUCUUAUAACGGGAUGCCAAUAGCGAUAAAUGCACCCUCUAUCAUAGCAAUACUAUCUCCUCUUCAACUUAGAAUUGAUAAGAAUUUGUUUUACAAAGUAUUCGCAUUCGCAUGCAAGUGCCUCUUACGGG
Messenger RNA from [Candida] anglica, 690 nucleotides. Lineage: Eukaryota; Fungi; Ascomycota; Pichiomycetes; Serinales; Debaryomycetaceae. The record is from the annotation of a GenBank genome assembly.